ACGCCACCACUUGCUCUGAGCAGGCAGUGAAGUUGCCGUCGUGCAACUGCGCGAGUUGCUGCCGCCCAGACCCGCCCGCUGCCAAAACGGCCACCGCUCACGCAACGCCCGCUGCUCAGACGCCGGUCUUCACAACGCGUGGGCCCAACAGCGUGGCCCUUUGGCAGCCUCCUGGCCCAGGCCGCAAGGCUGGCGGGUGCGCUGGGCCGACCACGAUGCACACGGAUCCCAUCUGGCAGGCCGUGACGCUCGCCGAGUGCCAAGAGUACUGCGCUCUCGACAUCGAUUGCGUGGCCAUCGAGUUCACGGAGUUCGUCCCAAAGUGGCAGCGCUUGAACGCACGAGAGUACGCGCGCUGCACGAUCAUCGACUUCCCCUCCAAAGUCACGCACGUCUUGCCGCGUCCCGACGGCGCUCGCUGCCUCGUCAAGCCGGCGCGCGGUCUCUGCCCUCCCCCAACGCGCGAUUGCCCGUGCUGCUGGCUCGCCGGGCCCGGCGUCGAUUUCAAGUACGGCAGCACGCCGUGCGCCGAGCUGCAGAACGCCGACCUCAGCAACAUGAACCUCGAAGGUGCCAAACUGGACGGCGUGGACAUGCAGUGCGCCAAGCUGGACGGCGCGUCACUCAAGGGGGCCAGCUUUGGCGGCGCGAACCUCAAGUCUGUCAGCUUCGUCGGCGCCAACCUCGACGGCGCCGACUUCACCCAGGCCGACGCCAACUUUGCACGCUUCGGGGGAGCCAACCUCAAGAGCGCGAAGUUUCUUGAGGCCAACGUCGAGAGGGCCGACUUCAAGGGCGCCGUGGGACUGCGGUUUGCCGAGUUCGCGGGAGCAAAAGGGAUCGAGCUCGCCACAUGGGGCCCCGGAGGCGUCGCGGGGCGAGGGGCACCGCCCCCUCCGCCCCCGCCCUAG
This is a messenger RNA of Emiliania huxleyi CCMP1516, 911 nucleotides long. RefSeq lists its product as hypothetical. The transcript has 4 exons. Bases 558 to 911 code for a protein of 117 amino acids. Lineage: Eukaryota; Haptophyta; Isochrysidales; Noelaerhabdaceae. The record is from RefSeq and is a predicted model, not a curated record.